CCCGGCACUACUAUAACAGCUCGAUCCAUAAAAGUGAUGGCACGCAUCAUGCUUGUGCCUCUCAAUCCUGCGUGCAGCUCUUUUUUCCGCAUCCUCCUCCUCCUCCUACACAACCACUAUGGCCUUCAAAUUGUCCACCUCCCAACCAUCCCCAAGCAUGCGCUCCCUAGUAUCCCGUGCCUCGAGAACUCCCGUCAUUCGCGCUCGGGGUCUUGCAACUGUGCCAUUCCGACUCCCUGCGGCCAAAAAUGAGCCGAACUUGGAUUACACCAAAGGUUCCCCGGAAAGAGCACAGAUCGAGAAGGCUCUGAAGAAGCUCAGGUCAAACCUUCCACUCGAAAGCUCGGCAUUCAUCAAUGGCAAGGCUCAGUCUGUUUCGAAGGCCUUACAACAGCCUCUUCCAGCGGGACACGCCACCACCUUUACCAACUACCCACUCCUGACACCCACGGAAAUAAACGCAGCAAUCGGUUCUGCCUUGGAGGCAAAGGAGGAAUGGCAGAAUACCCCUUUCGUGGAUAGGGCAGCCAUUUUCCUUCAAACGGCAGAGCUGGUGAUGGGCAAAUACCGCUAUGAGCUUAUCGCGGCUACAAUGCUGAGACAAGGGAAGAACGUGUGGCAGGGUGAAAUUGAUGCUGCCGCUGAGCUGGCGGACUUCUCCCGCACCGACGGAAUGUGGACGUAUACGUGUCGACUAUCGGCCUUUGGGGGAUUCGUCUAUGCCGUUUCGCCCUUCAACUUCACUGCCAUUGGUGGAAACCUCAUCAGUGGUCCAGUCCUUAUGGGCAAUGAUGUCCUGUGGAAGCCCUCCCCUUCCAAUGUUUAUGCCAGCGCGUUGGUCUACAAGAUUCUUCUCGAGCCUGGAUUGCCUCCCAAUGUGGUUCAGUUUGUGACUGGUGAAGCCCAAGAGAUCACUCAGACGGUGCUUAGCCAUCGAGAAUUCUCCGGUCUCAACUUCAUUGGCUUAUCGGAUGUUUUCCGUUCUUUGUACGCCCAGGUCGGCGAGAACAUCGGCAAGAAGGUUUACCGGGACUACCCCCGUUUGGCUGGUGAGACAAGUGGCAAGAACUUCCACCUGGUCCACCCCACUGCCGAUAUCGACAGUGCUGUCUACCAUACCCUCCGCGGCGCGUUCGAAUAUCAGGGACAGAAGUGUUCGGCCACCUCUCGGCUGUAUCUACCGGAGUCUCGGGCUGAAGAAUUCUUAACCAAACUCAAGACCCAAAUCAACGAAAUCCCCAUUGGGUUCCCCGAAGAUCUGGUGGCUUUCAUGGGCCCCGUCAUCCACCAGGCAUCGUUCGAGAAGGUCAAGUCGGUCAUCGACGCCAGCAACAAGGAUUCAUCAUUGGAGCUCAUUGCUGGUGGUACAUACGACGAUUCAACCGGAUACUUCGUCCACCCCACCGUAUACAAGGCCAAGAAUAUCGACCACAACUUGUUCGAGCAGGAGAUUUUCGGACCAGUCCUGGCAGUCUACGUGUACCCUGACGCGGAGUGGUCUUCUACUCUGAAGAAGGUUGACCAGGGUGGCGGUGGCUUUGCCUUGACUGGGUCUGUGUUUGCUGCUGAUCGGCACUGUAAAACCACCGCCGCGUUGAUCGGACAGCAAUCGCUUGGUGGCAGUCGUGCUAGCGGGACCAACAACAAGGCGGGCAGCGUGACUGCCCUGUUGCGAUUCGCUAGCCCCCGAACCAUCAAGGAGGAGUUCUUCCCUCUGGAGGGAUUCCGAGGCAGUCGCACAUCAUCGCAGAUACCUAUGAUAUCAGACAAUACCAACAUCUCCAUCUCCGUCUUCAAGAAAGCCACCCAGACGCUAGGCCACUUCUACGCCUCCAUCCGCGACCACCCCAUGUUCCAGAAAACGCCCACAAAGAUCAUAUCCCGACAGGACAUCGUCGACGUGGUGUGGCAGCUCGACGGGCCUUUUCCGGGGUAG
Aspergillus heteromorphus CBS 117.55 is the source of this 1936-nucleotide messenger RNA. Its product is annotated as pyrroline-5-carboxylate dehydrogenase. Lineage: Eukaryota; Fungi; Ascomycota; Eurotiomycetes; Eurotiales; Aspergillaceae. The record is from RefSeq and is a predicted model, not a curated record. Gene Ontology annotation, molecular function: L-glutamate gamma-semialdehyde dehydrogenase (NAD+) activity. The transcript is spliced from 7 exons. Gene Ontology annotation, cellular component: mitochondrial matrix. The coding region runs from base 119 to 1936 and encodes 605 amino acids.